Triplophysa rosa is the source of this 567-nucleotide messenger RNA. RefSeq names its product RNA helicase Mov10l1-like. The transcript is spliced from 3 exons. The annotation marks the transcript as partial. Gene Ontology annotation, molecular function: helicase activity. NCBI's taxonomy places the organism in Eukaryota, Metazoa, Chordata, Actinopteri, Cypriniformes, Nemacheilidae. The record is from RefSeq and is a predicted model, not a curated record.
UGUACGGUUUAAACGACUAGAUGACUAGUCUUGCACAUCCCUAGUAUCAGAUGAACACUUGAUCAUCAAUGGUGAUUUUAACUGUAUCGGCCUUUUAACUGUAUGUGUUAAAGCUGUGGCUACAAUGUGACCAUCAUUUUCCAGAAUGAGAGCACCACGAUUAUUUCGAGCAUUGUAACAACAUUUUGUAAAUUGCAGUCUAUGCCAGAGGAGGUGCGUCAGUAUGCGAGAGCUGGAGAGGAUAUUCGGCAUGCCAGUUUUCAUCGAAUUGUUGUUAGCACAUGUUCCAGUGCUGGAAUGAUGUACCAGAUCGGCCUGCGUGUUUGUCAUUUCACCCAUGUGUUUCUCGAUGAGGCUGGUCAGGCCACUGAACCUGAAACUUUGAUUCCUAUUGGUUUACUUUCGGGGGAAAGUGGACAGAUCGUGCUGGCUGGUGAUCCAAAGCAGCUUGGACCAGUGAUAAAGUCGAAAGUUGCUUCUGCUUUUGGACUGGGAGUUUCUUUUCUUGAGAGACUGAUGGGAUUGCCACUUUACAGCUGCGGUGAGAGAGGCUACAAUCCCAAAUUG